Dissoconium aciculare CBS 342.82 is the source of this 372-nucleotide messenger RNA. RefSeq lists its product as uncharacterized. Bases 1 to 294 code for a protein of 97 amino acids. Gene Ontology annotation, biological process: mitochondrial electron transport, cytochrome c to oxygen. The record is from RefSeq and is a predicted model, not a curated record. The transcript is spliced from 5 exons. NCBI's taxonomy places the organism in Eukaryota, Fungi, Ascomycota, Dothideomycetes, Mycosphaerellales, Dissoconiaceae.
AUGUACCGCGAUACGGACAGAGAACCUCCCAGCACAACCAGAUCACCAGCACAACACGCCAAGAUGUUUGCACGAACCGCCGCCUCGCGCGUCCCCUUCAUCGCGGGUCGCCGCGCCUUCUCCACCACUCGUGCUCAGUUCGGAUCUCCUUACCACUACCCCGAGGGACCUCGCAACAAUCUUCCCUUCAACCCAUUGACACGAUUUUUCUUUGUGCGAUACUGGCUAUUCAUGGCCACCGGCUUCUUCCUACCAUUCGGCAUUGCUGUCUGGCAAACCAACAAGAACAAAUAAAGCAGCUAGCAAUGGGAUCAUGAGAAUAGGGAGAAACUGGUGGGAAAGGUUGUGUACAUUGAUUACGAUGCGUGCUGG